This is a messenger RNA of Suillus clintonianus, 999 nucleotides long. RefSeq lists its product as uncharacterized. The coding region runs from base 1 to 999 and encodes 332 amino acids. The record is from RefSeq and is a predicted model, not a curated record. The transcript is spliced from 7 exons. Lineage: Eukaryota; Fungi; Basidiomycota; Agaricomycetes; Boletales; Suillaceae.
AUGCUCACCUUGUCGCACAGCUCUACGUCUGAUCCUCUCAUAUCCCACGGGCGUCACUUUGGUCGAACCGUAUUCGCGCUGUGUAACUACCCCUCUCUACUCACCAACGGUAUCCUCAGAUUAGAACAAAUGGAAAAUACCCCACUGGAGGACUUCUCCGCUGAAGAACGACGAGAACAUCGCGUCUUUGAACAGCUCUUAGAGUCUUAUCCCGGCCUUUUGGAGCGCCUACAAAACGGGUCUGAGGAAGAAAUCCUCCAUGUUGGAGAGCUAAUCGGUAAAGGAGCUGCAGGCGCGAGAGGCGACGACACAAAAACGCUCAAGUCUGCCAUACUUGAUUGGAUUACGCCGAAAGACGCAGCAAUCCAGCCUCCUUUGCACAGGAACUCGAAGAUUGAUCGCGGAUUCAACCACGAGCUUACCGGAUCACUACUUUGUCCUGCUGGGUUGGAUUGGAACAAUACAGAAAUGAGAGAGAACCUCCGAAGCGGCGAAUUGUCGGUGUGUGGGGAUCAAUGGCCUAUCUUUUUGUUCGCCCACCAUACGUAUGACACAGAAGACCCGUGGUGUGGGCUUCUUAGGAGCCGGUUGCUGGUAUGCGCUUAUAAGCACAUCUUCACGUCCCCAAGUUCAGUCGACAAAGAGCCAAAAGCGACACGAUCCGGAAAUGCUCGUCUCCAUGGGAUGAACUCCGUCACCAUUGCUUCCAUUGCUUAUGUUGCAACUCAGGUUCGAUUCGCUUUAAGCUCUUCCUCGGUGUUCUCGCGGACCGACACUACCACGGACUCAGAGACCUUUUAUCAUAGCCUCCUUGACCUUUUCGAAGACCCUGAUGAAUCGAAGGAGGUUGAGGAGCUGCUGACAUGGUGGAAUCGUCAAGUCUUCCCUACUUCCUCUGCCGCCAAGCGAUCAAUUAGCGCCAACAGCGCCUUAUCGAAAAUCCGACUCAAGCGCCUCGCGGCCAAACAGGCGGCAGAUUCGAACACAAUCCCUUCGUAG